This is a messenger RNA of Fulvia fulva, 1074 nucleotides long. RefSeq lists its product as uncharacterized. The transcript has 2 exons. The record is from RefSeq and is a predicted model, not a curated record. NCBI's taxonomy places the organism in Eukaryota, Fungi, Ascomycota, Dothideomycetes, Mycosphaerellales, Mycosphaerellaceae. The coding region runs from base 1 to 1074 and encodes 357 amino acids.
AUGGCCUCUCGUUGGCCUGAAAUUCUCCUCCUCUGCUUGAUCGCAGCUGCCAGUGGCAAUUGGAUCCUCUUUCUGACGACUGGUGGCCUCCAAGAACUGUCUGAGGAAGACAUCAAGAGCUACAUCGCAGAGGACUUGCGUGCUGCCACCCACUUCACAUCCAUCCCAUGGCUGGAUGCCAUGCUAAAGCAGAAUACUCUGGUGAAUGUUGUGCUUCUCACUGCUUCGUCGCCCAUCAGUGCCCAAACACGGCCCAUGAUGGCUUUUUUGCUUGAGGACAUGACCGUGGCUAUCGCAGUGCUGGUGAGAAGCUUACAGCGCCGCGAAUUGACAUCUGCGAUGAGGCUGGCACUGCUUCUGUUCUGGCUUGCCUUGACGGCCAACCUGACUUCGGCCUUUGUUCUGCCUCUUUAUAGUCUUGUGCACCUGAGAAGUCUCACAGGAGACAACACCUCUCGCAUCACUGCUCGAAGACUGGAUGGGGUUACAAGCACGUUCGGCGCACUGAUAGGAUUUGGACUUCCGGCUUUUAUGUCCCUAGAUCCUUUGCAGCACGGCGCAUACUCUCAACUCCGAUGGAUAGCCGUGUCUACUGCGUUUCCGAUGUGCGUCACUGUGGUUGAGUGUUUUCGUCACGCUAUGUACUACGCCAUUCCCGCCAAUGGUCAUGUCACUCUUCCAAAAGGCAUCAGGGUGGCAGAUGCGAGAAACGCAUUCCUUCUAUUGGGAUCAGGUGCAGCGACAGCCCACGUCCUGACACGGAGACGUUUCUCACUCGGAAUUGGAGAAGUUCUGGUGCCCACGCAACGGCUGGACAUGGCAGCACACGAAAAGUUUGGCAAACUCAUGGCUUUCAUGCAAGCUGACUGCAUUUUGACUAAUGCCUGGAUGAUACUCUUGGCGAUCAUAGUCUCAACUGGUCAGUAUCACAAGAAGUGGUAUAUGAAUUGCCUAUCGAUCGGCGUGAGUACCUGGGCAAUUGGACCGGGUGCAACUUUCGCAUUCGUGUGGGCACUGCGGGAAGGAGAUAGCGAAGGAAUCUCAACGUCUGUAACGAAAUCAACCGCGAGAUAA